Messenger RNA from Anthostomella pinea, 1161 nucleotides. Lineage: Eukaryota; Fungi; Ascomycota; Sordariomycetes; Xylariales; Xylariaceae. The record is from the annotation of a GenBank genome assembly.
AUGAAGGCCAUAAUCGCCGUUCCCGCCACGCUCGCGCUCAUGUACCGGGCCUAUUCGCACAACUCGCUGACGCCUAUCGGCAUCUUCGUCGCCGCACUCACCGCCACCGUCCACGCCAUCCACCCGUGGAACCUCCCCUUCGUGCUGCUCUGCGUCUUCUUCCUCGCCGGCACGCGCGCCACCGCCAUCAAGAAGGACACCAAGGCCGGCCUGACCCUGCACUCCGCGGGCAGCUCCGGCGGCGAGGGCCCGCGGACGCACGUCCAGGUCCUGGCCAACUCACUCAUGAGCUCCAUCUUCACGCUGCUACACGCGUAUCAGCUGCGCCAACGACGGGAAGCAAUCGGCGCGCGAGAGUUCCCCGGGGGCUCUUUCUGCUACAGCUGGGGUGGCGACCUGCUGGUCAUCGGCAUCAUUGCGAACUAUGCUGCUGUGGCCGCCGACACGUUCUCCUCCGAGCUGGGCAUCCUGUCGCGCACCGCUCCUCGGCUGAUCACGUCGCUCUCCUUCCGAAAGGUACCCCGGGGCACUAACGGGGGUGUUACGCUUUGGGGUUUGGUGGCGGGCUUGCUCGGCUCCAUGAUCAUCGUCACGACGUCGUUGAUGUUCCUUCCCCUGUGCGGCGAGCAGACGAAGGGCAAAGUCGGCGGCGGCGAUGCCUGGACUAUGAGUCAGAAAGGCACACUCGCCUGGGGCUUGACUAUCUGGGGCGCACUGGGAAGCCUCCUCGACAGCUUCUUGGGCGGCUGGCUCCAAAAGAGUGUGCGAGACGUACGGACCGGCAAGAUCGUCGAAGGUGAAGGUGGCGUUCGUGUCUUGACCUCCACAGAGGCCAAUCCGAACUCGAUGGAGCAUUUCAACAAAUCCGUCGACACCAAGGCCAAAGUCCUCAAGGGAGAAGGCAAAGAUGCAGUCGAGAAGCCGCAGGGUUCAUCGGCGGUUGAUGCCAGCAGUGACGAGAAAUACCCCUACGAUCCAAACGACAAGCACCGAACGUCCAAUUUCGGGGACCACAAGCCCACCCGCGUUGCAGAGAGCGGAUUCGACCUGUUGGACAACAACGAUGUCAACUUCCUGAUGGCUUUUACGAUGAGCACCAGUGCUAUGGUGGUCGCAGGGUGGUACUGGGGAAUACCACUAAGCAGUAUUCUGAAGGCUUAA